CCUUUGGAUUGUCUUAAUGGGCCUGUCCUUGAACUUCAAUUGGGCUCUCACGUAUCUGACAAAAGCCCAAAUACAGGCCCAAUGGGCCAGAGGUUUAACUCAGCCAGAACUAGAACUACGUAGUAGGUUUCCAAUGAACCAGCAGCGAGCCUUCUCCCUCUACCACACCCACAUCAAGCUCCUGGGUUUCGACCUUAAUUCACUCACCCAAAGCGCUUCUUCCUCCUCCUCCGAUGCAGUUUCCUUCUCUCGCAGAGGCUAUGCCGUUUCUUGUGUUGAGAUCGUCGGCGUUGUGGUCUUCCGUGACCUGAAACCCAACAGGUUUCUUAGAUUUUCUGUCGACGAUGGUACAGGUUGUGUUAGCUGCAUCCUGUGGCUAAACCAUCUCACGUCGCCUUAUUUUGCCUCACGCCACCAGCCAGAUGUUCGUAUAAUUGGAAAUAUGGCGACCCAUUUCGCAGCCCAAAUUAGGGUUGGGAUUGUUGCUAGGGUUCGAGGGAGGGUUAGCAGCUAUAGGGGAGUGGUGCAGAUGACGGUGUCAGAUGUUGUGGUUGAGAACGACCCAAAUGCUGAAAUUCUGCAUUGGUUGGAUUGUAUGAGGUUGGCUCUUAAGUGUUAUGACCUCUCCCCUGCACCUAAGUAGCUGUAGAUUCCAAUGGUUUUAAAAUGCUAUCUCUUCUAGUCUUGUGCUUUUCUUUUUUCUGAAUGCAGUGAAGAUUCCGCUCUUUGUUGCUUUUGUUUUCUCUUAAAGUUGAGUUUACUGUAGAAGAGAUUGGUCUUUGGAAUGAUUAUAUAAUAAAAUAUGAAAACUAGUAGCUACUGCCUGUGUUUACUGUUUAGUUUGAUGAAAGCUGCUGAAGUUCAACGAGGAACUUAAUGAGAAAUAACCAAUUGGCAAUUCUUUUCUGCUUUGGAUAUGAUCAAGUGGAUGGUGUGAGUAUUAAUAAACAGCAUAAACAUAUCAGCCCAUACCACAGCUGCGACAAAUUUGACCCAUUCGCUACAUCAAGUAGCAAUGAAGAUGUUAGUUUAGAUAGCAUGAUUUCUAGAUGUAUGGGCCUCCAACUUUUAGGCUUGCUUUUUUUUAGCUUUUUUCUUUGGGAGUUGAUUCUUUUUCAGUGAAGGAUCCUUUUGAAAGAAAGAUAUGGGUAGUGGGGAUUUUCUUGUUUCAAGCAGGGUGUGUGCAGGAUGAACAAUAAAAAGUCAGAAACAAACGAGUCAAUGUUUGUGGGGGAAAGAAUGGCUUAUGAACACAGAUGAAAGGUAGCUCAGGUGGCUAUAAAACACCUCGGUCGAGCUGUGUCAGACCUUCUUGGUGGCUACGAUCAAAAACAAAGAAGACGGUGGACAAAUACCGAAUGAUUUGAUGGGCUACAAUGGAGAAAAACAAAAUAUAGGCCUCCUGAUACAACAGUCGGAAGAAAUAAUAUUUAUCGAUUCGAAUAUAGUUCAGUUUUUCUUAUUAGAUCUUAUCUGAUUACCGUAAGAUUAGAACUUUUUGGAUAUUAAAUGAGAUGGGUCGGGUCGGGUCGCUUUCAAGUUGUACAUCAACCCAAAUGAUUGAUUGAAUAAUUAAAGGAGGCGAAUUAAAAUAUUUUACUUGCACAA
Cucurbita moschata (crookneck pumpkin) is the source of this 1608-nucleotide messenger RNA. RefSeq names its product CST complex subunit STN1. Gene Ontology annotation, cellular component: DNA replication factor A complex; chromosome, telomeric region; site of double-strand break. Gene Ontology annotation, molecular function: nucleic acid binding. Lineage: Eukaryota; Viridiplantae; Streptophyta; Magnoliopsida; Cucurbitales; Cucurbitaceae. The record is from RefSeq and is a predicted model, not a curated record. Gene Ontology annotation, biological process: nucleotide-excision repair; DNA replication; double-strand break repair via homologous recombination.